ACAUGUCCAAUUCACACCCUUCAUGUGGUUUUUUCACUCCAAACCAAACACUAUUCAUUGCUCUUUUUCUCUUCAUCUCUCUCACUUCGCUCUCUCUGCUACUCAGAGCAAAAUCAACCUUGCUCUUCUCCUUUUCUUCUCGUCUCUGCUCUUCUUCUAGGGUUCAUCAUGGUUAGGAAGAGGAGAACUGAUGGACCUAGUGGGGGUGAAGGUUCUGAGGGCCAACACUCUCAUUCUACUGAGAGGAGUGCUCCGCCUCCUCAACAGGCUGCUGCUGCACCGGGAGGAGGAGGACCGGGACCCCAAGGGGGUAGAGGUUAUGGUGGUCCACCACAAGGUGGACGUGGCGGCGGCUAUGGUGGUGGUGGUGGGCCGGGUUAUGGUGGUGGGGGGCGCGGUGGCCAUGGGGUGCCACAACAGCAGUAUGGCGGCCCUCCUGAGUAUCAAGGUAGGGGGAGGGGAGGCCCUUCUCAGCAAGGAGGGCGCGGUGGAUAUAGUGGUGGCGGCGGAGGAUAUGGUGGUGGCGGAGGCCGGGGAGGUGGUGGUAUGGGCAGUGGCCGUGGCGUAAGUCCCUCACAUGGUGGCCCACCAUCUAGGCCACCAGCUCCCGAGCUGCACCAAGCAACCCCAGUUCCAUAUCAAGCUGGGGUGACUCCUCAGCCUCCACCAUAUGAGGCGAGUUCAUCAUCAUCUCAGCCUGACGUGUCUGAAGUUGAGAAGCAGAUGUCCCAGAUGGUAGUGGAAACUGAAACUGUGCCUACUCCUCCUCCUGCAAGUAAAUCAUCUAUGAGAUUUCCCCUCCGCCCUGGAAAGGGUAGCUAUGGCACCAAGUGUAUUGUUAAGGCCAAUCAUUUCUUUGCGGAGCUGCCUAAUAAAGAUCUGCAUCAGUAUGAUGUAACUAUUACUCCAGAAGUUACUUCUAGAGGUGUGAACCGUGCUGUCAUGGAGCAGCUGGUGAGGCUGUACCGAGAGUCUCACCUUGGAAAGAGACUUCCUGCCUAUGAUGGCCGGAAAAGUCUUUAUACUGCAGGUGCACUGCCAUUCAUUUCAAAGGAGUUCAGAAUCACCCUAGUUGAUGAUGAUGAGGGAGCUGGAGCAGCACCAAGGAGGGAUAGGGAGUUCAAAGUUGUGAUAAAAUUGGCUGCACGAGCGGAUCUUCACCACCUGGGCCUGUUUUUACAGGGGAGGCAAACAGAUGCUCCUCAGGAAGCUCUACAGGUUCUAGACAUUGUUCUGCGUGAACUCCCCACUACCAGGUAUUGUCCAGUGGGGAGGUCAUUCUAUUCACCUGAUCUUGGUAGAAGGCAGCCCUUAGGUGAGGGAUUGGAAAGUUGGCGUGGUUUCUAUCAGAGCAUUCGUCCCACACAAAUGGGACUGUCCCUGAACAUUGACAUGUCAUCAACGGCAUUUAUUGAGCCUUUGCCAGUCAUAGAAUUUGUGAAUCAAUUGCUGAGCAGGGAUGUCUCCUCCCGUCCAUUGUCUGAUGCUGACCGCGUCAAGAUAAAAAAAGCACUCCGUGGUAUCAAAGUUGAAGUAACACAUCGUGGUAACAUGAGACGGAAGUAUCGUAUCUCUGGUCUGACCUCACAGGCUACUAGAGAGCUGACGUUCCCUGUGGACGAGAGGGGUACAAUGAAGUCUGUUGUUGAAUAUUUCAUGGAGACCUAUGGUUUUGUUAUUCGACACACUCAGUGGCCUUGUUUGCAAGUGGGCAAUACACAGAGACCAAACUAUUUACCAAUGGAGGUUUGCAAGAUAGUAGAAGGCCAACGGUACUCAAAACGCCUCAAUGAGAGACAAAUUACUGCUUUGCUUAAAGUCACAUGCCAGCGUCCUGUUGAGAGGGAGCGCGAUAUCAUGCAGACUGUUCAUCACAAUGCCUAUCAUGAGGAUCCUUAUGCUAAGGAGUUUGGAAUCAAAAUCAGUGAGAAGCUUGCUCAAGUUGAAGCUCGCAUUCUUCCUCCACCUUGGCUCAAAUACCAUGAUACUGGUAGAGAAAAGGAUUGUCUUCCUCAAGUUGGGCAAUGGAAUAUGAUGAACAAGAAAAUGGUCAAUGGAGGGACAGUCAACAACUGGUUCUGCAUAAACUUCUCAAGGAAUGUGCAGGAUAGUGUUGCCCGUGGCUUUUGCUAUGAACUUGCCCAAAUGUGUUAUAUAUCUGGCAUGGCAUUCAAUCCUGAGCCAGUGGUCCCCCCACUAAGUGCUAGGCCUGAUCAAGUGGAGAAAGUUCUUAAAACGCGCUAUCACGAUGCUAAAAAUAAGUUGCAAGGGAGAGAACUGGAUCUGCUAAUUGUUAUUCUGCCGGAUAACAAUGGCUCUCUGUAUGGGGACUUGAAAAGGAUUUGUGAGACUGACCUUGGGCUUGUCUCCCAGUGCUGCUUAACAAAACAUGUUUUCAAAAUGAGUAAGCAGUACUUAGCUAAUGUAGCUUUGAAGAUUAAUGUAAAGGUUGGGGGCAGGAACACGGUUCUUGUUGAUGCUCUUUCACGGCGCAUUCCUUUAGUCAGUGACAGGCCUACAAUUAUUUUUGGGGCAGAUGUCACUCAUCCACAUCCUGGGGAGGAUUCUAGUCCAUCAAUAGCAGCUGUUGUGGCUUCUCAAGAUUAUCCUGAAAUCACCAAGUAUGCUGGUUUGGUUUGUGCCCAAGCACAUCGGCAGGAGCUCAUUCAAGAUCUUUUCAAACAAUGGCAAGAUCCAGUCAGAGGAACAUUAACUGGUGGAAUGAUCAAGGAACUUCUUAUAUCUUUCCGGAGGGCUACAGGACAAAAGCCGCAGCGCAUCAUAUUUUACAGGGAUGGUGUAAGUGAAGGGCAGUUUUAUCAAGUUUUAUUGUUUGAGCUUGAUGCUAUCCGAAAGGCUUGUGCAUCUCUGGAGCCCAACUACCAGCCUCCUGUAACUUUUGUUGUGGUUCAGAAGCGGCACCACACGAGGCUGUUUGCCAGUAACCAUCAUGACAAGAGUUCUGUUGACCGGAGUGGCAAUAUUUUGCCUGGCACUGUGGUGGACUCCAAGAUCUGCCAUCCAACGGAGUUCGAUUUUUAUCUUUGUUCCCAUGCUGGAAUCCAGGGCACAAGCCGUCCUGCGCAUUACCACGUCCUGUGGGACGAGAACAACUUCACUGCUGAUGGUUUACAAAGCCUUACCAACAACCUGUGCUACACCUAUGCAAGGUGCACACGAUCUGUAUCUAUUGUGCCUCCAGCAUACUAUGCCCAUCUCGCAGCCUUCCGAGCAAGGUUCUAUAUGGAGCCUGAAACUUCUGACAGUGGCUCCAUGACCAGUGCUGCUGCUGGUCGCGGAAUGGGUGGACGAACUACUCGGGCACCUGGUGCCAACGCUGCAGUGAGGCCAUUACCUGCACUUAAGGAGAACGUCAAGAGGGUGAUGUUCUACUGUUAGGAUAGCAUAUGGUUGUUUGAAGUACUGAUGUCAUUGGUGUUUGACUUUUGUUAAAAACUUCGUGUGAUUAUGUUCGUGGAUGAACUUGUUACUUGCUUUUGUUGGCUUGCCUUCUCAUGUUAGUGGUUGAACAAUUUUUUUUGAGACAAUAUUUGGUUGAACUUGUUACUUCUUUAUGUUAUCCGUCUAUAAUGUUAAUUAUGCUGUGUUUUGCAA
Lotus japonicus is the source of this 3615-nucleotide messenger RNA. Its product is annotated as protein argonaute 1-like. Gene Ontology annotation, molecular function: protein binding; RNA binding. Gene Ontology annotation, biological process: regulatory ncRNA-mediated post-transcriptional gene silencing. Gene Ontology annotation, cellular component: cytoplasm. The coding region runs from base 169 to 3399 and encodes 1076 amino acids. The record is from RefSeq and is a predicted model, not a curated record. The transcript is spliced from 22 exons. Lineage: Eukaryota; Viridiplantae; Streptophyta; Magnoliopsida; Fabales; Fabaceae.